AUGCAAUCUGCAUCUGGACCGGGUGCCACCAUCGUACACGUUCCUCCAAAGAGUCAUACCAUCUUACAACAAGGUAGUCAGCAUGUUUUACUUGGAAAACUUGAGUCUUCUAACAAUCGUCCUCCAACAAGUGGAGUUGAAACUAGCCUAUUACAGGCAGUCCACUCAAAUAACUCCCAAACUAUAUAUCCUGCUCAUUAUAUUGAAGCUAUAGCUGAACAAAUGGUUUACGCGGGAAAUGGAGAAGGCGGUGGGAUUCUCGAGAUUAAGUCUGGUACGCCUUUAAGAAAACUAUUUGCAUCAGUCACGAAAUCUGUGUCUGGACAGUACCAAGAAUAUACACCGAUUAUUUAUGCUCCUGUUUCAAGUGGACAAACUUAUUAUCAAACAGCUAAUGGACAAGUUUUAGCUACCGCUUUUGGUUCUACUGUGACAGCUGGACAAGCUGGUAGUAGUCUUCAUGCAGCUGCUGCACAUACAAAUUUAGGCGCUGGACAUGCUCAAUUAGUUACGCAUCACGGUGCUACAUAUCUAGUCCAAGGCGCUCAACUAGACGAUGAUCCAUCAGCUAUUUCACAUACAGCAAAAGCUAGUCCCGUUACUGUUCAAUGGCUUGUUGAUAAUUAUGAAACAGCUGAAGGUGUUAGUCUACCACGUAGUACACUCUACUUUCAUUAUCUUCAUCAUUGUAAUGAACACAAGUUAGAACCAAUGAAUCCAGCAUCAUUUGGUAAAUUGAUACGUUCAGUUUUCUAUGGUCUGCGUACACGACGUCUUGGUACACGUGGAAAUUCUAAAUAUCAUUAUUAUGGAAUACGUAUUAAACCAAAUUCACCAUUAAAUCAUUUUGUCGAGGAUGCUGGUUUCUCACUUCGACAUUAUCCAAAUUAUCAUCGUCAAACAAUGGAAGCUGCAGCUGAAUGGAAAUAUUUUAAUAAUACUACUAAUAAUAGUAAUACUAGUAAUAGUACUGGUGGUGGUAAUUCAACGUUGAAUCGUUUAAAAUCAUUAAAUACUACUGGGAAUGGAAUUAACAGUAGUAAUAAUAGUAGUAGUACUGGUGGUUCUGGUCUAGGCAGUACUAUUAUUGGAUUAAACAAUUCAAAUAACAAUAGUGCAAAUCUUCAUUCUACAUCACUUACUACUAAUAAUUAUUCUCAGCUAUCAUCAUCACAUCAUACCCCGGGUCUGCUACGUCCGGAUAAAUGCUUGACAAAUAAUUCUUAUACUACCGGUAAUAAUAAUAAUAGUAGUAUUGGUGGAAAUGCUAUCUCAAUUUCUGGUAAUCAAAAAAUUGAAAGUAUAGCAACCAAUUCACUAUCUAGUCCUUUAUUACCUUCUGCCGGUCAACAUCAUGCACAAUUCCUUGGUGAAGCUAGUUCUGCCUUGCCGAAUUUAGAUGAAAUUUGUCGAUCAUCUGGUCUCCCGGUGCCUAGUGAAGUUGAUUUAACUAAUACAACCUCAGAUAGUCCUUCAGGUAAAGGUGGUGGUAGUCGUUUAAAAAAUGAAUCAUCAUUAUCCUCCUCAUCGUCAUCAUCAUCUACAAGUUCAUUUAAUGAAGAUGUUGUAACAUUCUGUCGUCUAUAUGCCUUAUCUGCUGGUUACAUGUUAGAUGCUGUUGUAAACCUGGACUUUACUGCAAUUGAAACAGUAUGGAAAGCUUUUUGGUGUACAGAAGAAGUACGAGAUUCUCGUUUAAAACAAAGUUUAUCUCAGGAACGCUUAUAUUCACUUGUAUCAGAUCCUGCUAUUUUACAAUUUGUUCGACUUUAUGAUCAUACUUUCUAUCAAUCAUUAGCUGAAGUUUUAAUUCCAAAUGUACUUCGACCUAUUCCGCCAACUUUAACACAAGCAAUUCGUAAUUUUGCUAAAUCUCUUGAAGGUUGGAUGCGUCAAGCCACGCUUGGUUUAGAUUCAGCUCUUGUUGGUUUAAAAGUCUCUGCUGUUUCAGCACUGGCACAAACUCUACGACGUUAUACUAGUCUAAAUCAUUUAGCUCAAGCUGCACGAGCUGUUUUAAAAAAUGCUAAUCAAAUUAAUCAAAUGUUAACUGAUCUUAAUCGUGUUGACUUUAAUAAUGUACAGGAACAAGCUUCAUGGGUUUGUCAAUGCAGUGAUGCUACUGUAAGCCAAUUAGAGCAUGAUUUCAAGAGAAUAUUACAAAAGCAUGCCUCUCUAGAAGAAUGGGCUCAAUGGUUAGAUACAGUAGUUACUAGUAUUUUACAACCACUUGAAGGUAAUAGCUUAGCCUAUACUAAAGCUGCACAUCAAUUAGUCCUAAAAUGGUCCUUUUACAGUUCAAUGGUGAUACGUGAUUUGACGUUAAGAUCAGCAUCAAGUUUUGGUAGUUUUCAUCUUAUCCGCCUACUUUAUGAUGAAUAUAUAUUUUAUUUGGUUGAACAUAAAGUUGCCGCUCAUUUAGGCAUGACACCAGUUGCUGUAAUGGGUGAAAUGGGUAGGGAUAUUACUCAACAACAUUGUGCUCAAACCCGUUUACACUUGGAUUUACCUAUUCGUAGUGACACUGUACGAUCUUCAAAAUCAAACAAUAUUAAUACUAAUCACAAUAAUAUUAUUAUUAAUGAUACAAAUAAUUCUUCAUCAGUAAAACUCUCAAAUUCUCUAGACUCUUCACAACAUCAUAAUGAUAUUGAUGGAAGUCAUAGAGAUGCGUCAAAUUCAUCUAAAGAAGGCAAUAUCAGUACUACUAAUAAUAAUUCAACUAGUACUGAUCAACAGGAUCGAGUAGAUGGUGCACUUGAUGAUAUUGAUGAUGAUAAUAAUGAUAAUAAUAAUAAUAAUAAUAAUAGCAAUACUAAUAAUAAUAAUCUGAAUACUAGUCCUGAUAUUGAUGAUUUUGAUGAAGAAGUUGAUGAAUAUUUAGAUGAUGAAGAAGAAGUGGAUGAUUCAUUCGGUGAUGAAAGUGCUAUGCUAAAACAAGCACAUGCAUCAGCACAAGCCUAUUGUCGUCGUAGUACUACUACUACUACUACAACAUCUGGCAAUAUUAUAUUUCAAUCAACAAAUAGUAUUGCUGAUAAUACUACUAAUGAGAUAAUAAUUGAUGGAAGUCAAAAGGAUACUGCUGAAGAAGAAACUCAAGGUACAAAGAAUAAAGAUACUGUAGGUGGUGAUAUUAAAAAGGAUGGUGGUGGUGAUAAUGAUGAUGGUAAUAGUAAUAGUAAUAAUAAUAAUAAUAACAAUAGCGGUACAAUUCGAAGUGACAAGACAUCAUCAUUAUUGACGGGGAAUCAAGUCAAUAUUCCUAAUCAUCAUCAUUCGGAGAAGGAGAAAACGACAACAAUUCGUAAUUGUUCACCACCAUCGAUUGUAACAAUGCCUACGCCUGUACGUAAAGUGGUUCGUGUAACAACAUUCUGUGAUUCAAGACAACAAAGUAACGAUUCAUCGUUUAAAAACUCUACUCCACUGACUACAACAGUGACUACACGUCCUAUUACUUUAAAACAGUCUUCACCAUCAUCAUUAUCUGGUUGCGGUUUAACUCUUUUAUCAAGUAAUAGUAAUAUUGUUAAUCUAAGCGAAAAUUCUCUCCCUAAUGAUCCAACUUCAUCGUCAUCAACAUCCUUCAAUGUAACUACUAUACCUACUUCAAUUGGUACUGCUAAAGUGACUGUAACAGCCGCCGCCGCCACCAGCAAUAAUGAUACAAGUUAUGCUAAACGACAAAAAUUAUUGUAA
Molecule: messenger RNA, 3702 nt
Organism: Trichobilharzia regenti
Lineage: Eukaryota; Metazoa; Platyhelminthes; Trematoda; Strigeidida; Schistosomatidae
Source: the annotation of a GenBank genome assembly